Messenger RNA from Quercus lobata, 859 nucleotides. Its product is annotated as calcineurin B-like protein 7. The transcript is spliced from 8 exons. The record is from RefSeq and is a predicted model, not a curated record. Gene Ontology annotation, biological process: calcium-mediated signaling. NCBI's taxonomy places the organism in Eukaryota, Viridiplantae, Streptophyta, Magnoliopsida, Fagales, Fagaceae. Bases 210 to 848 code for a protein of 212 amino acids. Gene Ontology annotation, molecular function: calcium ion binding; kinase binding.
UUCAGAAUCAAAAACUUUGGCAUCCUUUGAAAGCCUUUUAAGCACUUGGGUGAAUGAAACAAUAAAACCACAACAGCAUUCUCACAUAGGCAGCUCUUCUGAAUCCUAUUUUCCAAACAAUGGUUAUAGAAGUACUCAUAUUUGAUAUACCAUAUUGUUUUCCACAAAAGAAAGGCUUUUAUUAAACAUCAGCGAGCUUCACCUUCACAAUGGGCUGCAUGUGCAUAAAGCAGCGAGUUAAACACGAUGACCCUGCUUUUCUCGCUUCUCAAACCUGUUUUAAUGUGACCGAUGUUAAAAAUUUGUAUGAGCUAUUCACGAAACUAAGCAGUUCUAUAGUUAAUGACGGGCUUAUAAGCAAAGAAGAACUUCAGCUUGGUUUAUUCAGGAGUGUCAAGAAACAAAGUCUCUUUGCAGACAGGAUCUUCCAACUCUUUGACUCCAAACAUGAUGGGGUGAUAGAAUUUGGAGAGUUUGUUCUUUCUCUGAGUGUCUUCCACCCAGAAGCACCUCAAGCAGAUAAAGUUGCUUUUGCAUUUCAAUUAUAUGAUAUAUGGCAAACAGGCUUUAUCGAACGGGAUGAGGUCAAGGCAAUGCUUUGGGCAUUUAUGAAGGAGUCAGACUUGAUCCUUUCUGAAGAUAUAAUUGAAGCCAUUAUUGAUAAGACAUUUGAGGAAGCUGAUUCAAAAAAAGACGGAAAAAUUGACAUGGAAGAGUGGAAGGAGUUUGUGUCUCGCAAUCCAUCCUUACUGAAGAACAUGACAAUUCCAUAUCUGAAGGACAUCACAACUGCAUUUCCUAGUUUCAUGAUGAGAUCAGACUUUGAAGAUGAUAUUAACAAUCUUUGAAAAGGAUGACA